AUGUCUUUACAAAUCUUCAACCAAGCACCAGGUGCUACUGUCUUUAAUAGCGAUGUCAUUCUCCACGGGGGCUCAUCCGAGAAAUAUGGGUUGAUCCAAGUUCGUCACCACCAAGGAAAUUUCCCCCCACAAACAUUCGAAGUCAACAGUAAUCACUUCAAAUUGCUUGUCCAUUUGGUCGAAGGUGAAAAUGAGCUCAUAUUCACCCAAUACUCUGGAAAAUUUGUCAAUGGUGUCCCUCAUUAUGAUCAAGCUUCUAGGUACAAACCAAUUCAAUUGAUAUACCACUUAUAUUAUAGAAGAAUGGUGGAAAAUCCUUCCAUAAAUCUUUGUCUUCUUUUGGCCAAGGAUUCUCCAGGAGUCUUCGAUUCUCCAAAAAAUAAAAUCAACACUGAGGGUAAUAAUGUCAACACUGCCGUCAGAAAACUCAGGUUUGGUGCACGUCUCAUGGAGGCCUUCAUGACGGAACAAAUGCGUCGUAAUGGUUUCGGAAAUCGUUGUUUUAGAUUCACUGAAGAAUUCAGCUAUGACUCGUUAUCAUCACAGGAACGUGGUAGUGUGCAACGUGAGACUGUGAAAGUGCACAUUAUUCGAAUGGAUCAAACCGUUGCAGAAAUCCAAGAUCCAAAUGUCGCUCAACAGAACUCCGAUGCUGACAACCCUAUGGGUCUUUUUGAGUGGGCCGCCGAUGCAAUUCGGCAAUACAUCGCUGAUAACCCCCAUCUUGAAUCAUUUAAAGGAGAGACCCCUAAGGCGUCUUGCAUGUUCAUGGACGCUCAUUGGGAUCCUAACCAGGAUCUUAUUUUGGGGCACGCCGCUCUUGCUGGUAAUUAUGGAAAAUUGCGUUUAACGACUUUUGGAUCCCAAGGUCUUUGGUCAUGGCCAAGCUGCUAUGAGGAAUUGUAUUCUGCCUUAAGUGAUUGUACCAGGACUGAUACUCUGGUAUGUGCCAAUGACUGCAAUAAAGGUGAGAGUGCUUGGGAAGCCGCUACUAUAUCUCUUGGGGGGUUCUUGGACGUAAUUGGCAAGCAUUUGUACUGGCCAGAUCCAUCAGAUGGGAUCUUUUUACCUACUUAUCUGACUCUCAACCGCUCAUUUAUGAGCCGUGAAUUCCCUUGCAAGAGAACUGGGGAACUAGGGUACGAACCAGUCUUAUCUACUGACGAAUGUAACUGGAGCAGAUUGAGCAUCAUGAGAUUUUUGUACCUUCCAGGACUCCGUAUCCCUGCUGAUUAUCACGAUGAUACAAUUAUUUGGAAUGCUCGGGAAAUUGCCGAGGAGCCCACCUUCAUCGGUGUGGAAAAUCGCUCGAUCUUUGUUACUAGUAAUACAGGGAUUUAUCUUGUGGAAGUUCACGUUGAUGGCGAAGCGCGUGCACAAUUGGAAUUUCAACCAAAGCGCAGCAAUAAUGGUCCUGGUCCACAAAAAGAGUUGAAGCUCAGUUACAGUGAUUUACAAAACAAUUUGGACCCAGAGUACCAAGGUAAACCAAUGAAAUUGGUGAUUCUUUCCCUUGGAUUGAAGCAGCUUGUCGUGGAGAGUGAUAUCUGGGAGUACCUUGAGCCUGUCCACCAUGAUUUCGGUUUGGGUGGAGGUAUGCUUGAAGGUGUCUCCACCGAAUGCCAUGGCGUACCACGCGCGGAUGAGACUGGGAUCAUUCCAAUUUAUGGACCUGGAGAGUUAUCCUGUAUUAGAGUAUAUCAUGGUGACGCUCUUGAUGGUAUCGAAUUUAUUCAUCGGAAAGGGAAAUCCCAUCACCACAAAUUUCAUUCAUCAAAAAGCUCGACACUUUUCGGAAACCGUACGCAAGAUUACUCUGAUGUUCCUAUCUAUGAUGGUGAAUCAUUCGUGGGUUUCAAAAUUAGAUGUGGUGCGUGGGUUGAUGCGGUCCAGGUAGUAACUAACAAGAAAGUUACCCCCUGGUAUGGUUUUGCUGACGGAGGCCAUGGUGCAGUCAUUGAAGCUCCAACCGGCUACCAACUUGUGGCUCUUAGAGGUACCGUAGGCCCUUGGGUGAAUAGUAUCCAAGGUAUUUACAUUAGGAGAUAG
Messenger RNA from Saccharomycopsis crataegensis, 2049 nucleotides. Its product is annotated as zinc metalloproteinase family protein. Lineage: Eukaryota; Fungi; Ascomycota; Saccharomycetes; Ascoideales; Saccharomycopsidaceae. The transcript has a single exon. The record is from RefSeq and is a predicted model, not a curated record. Gene Ontology annotation, cellular component: cytoplasm. Bases 1 to 2049 code for a protein of 682 amino acids.